AUGGAUACUAGCUACCUAACGUCGCAGGUCUCGACGAUCAUAGAUGAACUCCAUGGCUUGUUCGACGAAAUCGGUGUUCCAUCGAGAGAGCGAGAGUCUCGAGAGGCAGAGUUAUUCGCUGCCCUCUCCGAGACCUUACACAACCAAGUACAAUUAGUCGCGAACGAAAAGAAUGAUUUGUCAGAAGAAGCACGCCGAAUUAUUACGACCAUUAAGCAGAUGGAAACUUCCCUUGAUGAUAACAAAGACCAUCAUGAAUACGAAUCCGAAGAUGAUGAUCUCAAAAUUACAUAUCCAUUGACGCAAUGUUUACAAGUUUUAAAAGAAAAACAUCUACGUAUAUCAAAGAUACAUAAGGAGAGAUUUGAACAGGUCAAGAAACUUGUCCAAGCUCUUGAGUCAUAUUCAUCGCAUUUAGAGCCAUCUUUCAUUAAAAUCGAACUUCCACCUACAUCUCCAAACGCGAUUGUUCCUCCUACGUUCGACCUUUCUAAUAAUUACGUCACCGAUCUCGAUGAUGAAUUUACCCGUGUCUACGAUGAAUAUACCCGCCGUGUCGCAUUAGUGAAGACUACCGCCGAAAACAUUAUUCAACUAUGGGCUGAACUGGGCACCCCACAAGCUCAAACCGACAGCGCGAUUGUUAAAUACUAUCGAGAUGCGCCAGAGCAGCUUGGUCUGCACGAAGAUGAUAUUUCCAGAUUGCGCAUGAAGCAAAGCAAGCUAGUGGAUGAGAAGAAGAGUCGUGAGAAGCGUUUGCGAGAUCUUCGUAUUACUGUGGAAGCCUUGUGGGUAAAGCUGGGUGUCGAAGAGCCCGAGAGGAAACGAUUUCUGAAUGGCAACCGGGGAUUUGGCAUGCGACAAAUUAACGAGUUCGAAGAUGAAUUGUCAAGGUUAAAUGAUCUCAAGAGACAAAAUCUACAUUUAUUUGUGGAGGAUGCCCGAUACAAAUUACAAGAGCUAUGGGAUGGACUAUUCUUUUCCGAGGAAGAGAUGCUCGAGUUCACCCCUGCGUUCUCAGAUGUAUACAGUGAUGCUCUCUUGGAGGCCCAUGAACAGGAAAUUGGACGUCUAGAAGUUCUCAAAGAGCAACGUGCACCUACGUUAGCUCUCAUCGAGGAACAUCGAUCACUCGUCAAAGACAGAGAUGACCUUCAAGCAUCGUCACAGGAUGCUAGUCGUCUAAUGAUGCGUGGUCAAAAGGGUGAAAAGCGUGAUCCAACUCGCUUGUUGAGAGAGGAAAAGAUGAGGAAGAGAAUUGCUAAAGACUUACCAAAGAUUGCAGCAAAAUUGAGAAAAGUUCUGGAGGAUUGGGAGGAUGAAUAUGGACGUCCUUUUAUGGUCCAUGGUGAAAGAUACCUUGAUGAACUAGAAACUUCCGAGGUCAAACCUGCUCCAGGACCACGCUCGAAGACACCAGCUGGACCGCCUCCAAAUUCCAUGAAGCCACCUCCGAAAACCAUUACUAAGGCUGGAACGCUAGGCCGUUCUAACAGCGCGCCAAGGCCUGGCCCUCCAAGUAGAGCUGGUGCUAGAACGCCAACUGCAGGAGGAACAUUGAAGAGACAUCAAUCUUCCGCUUCAGUAUCUGCAGCAAGUGGUACAAGAUCACCUUCUAGGCUCCCAUAUCGUAUGCCUUUGUCAAAUCUUAACCUUCCCAACUCUCCAGAACGCAAUCAUCGACGGACUGAAUCUAUGCGACCUGAAUCAAGACAAGCAACUAGCACAAUUCGUGGUAAAAUGGGUCCACCUCCAUCAAGAGCUCCACCUCCAAAGAUGCGUGAACUAUUUGAACCACCUCCAUCAGCUCCUCCCACCCAAACAUAUUAUCACCGCAAUGAGAGCUUUGCUUCUUCAAGCAGUAGCGUUAGACCAAUUUCUCCGGAAGAUGUAUUUGAACAUACAGCACCAAAGGCUAAAGAAAGACCUCAAUCAUAUCAGGAUUUGAGAUCAUCAAUGCGGUCAAACUUCGGUCAAUCGUUAACUUAUGGAAGUGCACCACCUGCUAGCAGUCGCCAACUUUCUACCACAUCUAGCUCUGCAAACACUGCCUCUGGCUCUGAGAACUGGGAAACUUAUGGAGAUGUUUCUGAGACUGAGCCAGAAGAAGACUCAAAUGAGGAUUAUUUCGCAAAACUUCGAGCUGCCAGGGCGAAUCGAUACACUCCAGAAGAUGAACCUCCUCCAUUCCGCGGUAGUGCUACUGUCAAUAGCAGCAUGAUGAAGAAAAAAGGUUAUCCACUUUAUAAAGGACCUGCUGGGCAAGUCCUUAGUAAUGAUCGAUUGUGCACUCGGAUUGUAUCUGGAAGUGAAGCUAAUUGGACAGAUGAAGAUGCCUUUUAA
Molecule: messenger RNA, 2343 nt
Organism: Sclerotinia sclerotiorum 1980 UF-70
Lineage: Eukaryota; Fungi; Ascomycota; Leotiomycetes; Helotiales; Sclerotiniaceae
Exons: 3
Coding region: 1-2343 (780 amino acids)
Biological process (GO): microtubule cytoskeleton organization; mitotic spindle midzone assembly
Cellular component (GO): cytoplasm; spindle; mitotic spindle midzone
Molecular function (GO): microtubule binding
Source: RefSeq, a predicted model, not a curated record